UUCUUGAUUGGGCUCGCUGCCUGUACCGUUCGUCCACGUCAACGUAUGGUACUGCACAACUACCCAAAACAAAUCAGUUUGAUCCUUGAAAACGAUGAUCUUAUGCGUUCCACGAAAUCCUUGCAAAUUUGGAUAACAGCUCGUCUGAUUGUAUGUAUGGCUAGUCAAAGCUGUUUUUGUACCCUUCUAUUUAUUAACGUUCGCGUUUGAGCAGGCAAAACUCAGUACAAGGUGUAAACAAUCAGUGAAAUCACCCAUUUACACUUUUGAUGAAAUCAACAAUAAGAAAAAAUAAUAUACAAUGGCAUACCACACAUUACGACAAGAGUAUAUGUUGAUGCCCCCAGUAACAAGGGCUUACACUACUGUUUGUUUGCUCACUUCCAUUGCAGUCCAACUGGAUGUGGUUUCACCUUUCCAGUUGUAUUUCAAUCCUCUGCUCAUCACUCAGAAGUUGGAGAUAUGGAGGUUAUUGACUCCAUUCUUCUUCUUUGGGACAUUUAGCUUCAAUUUUCUGUUCAAUAUGAUAUUUACCUAUCGCUAUUGCAGAAUGUUAGAAGAGGGUUCCUUCAGGGGCAGGACAGCUGAUUUUGUUUACAUGUUUAUAUUUGGUUGCAUCACCACAGUGAUAUGUGCCUGGUUUGUAAACUUGCUGUUUUUAGGACACUCUCUUACCACAAUGUUUGUCUAUAUAUGGGCACGGCGGAAUCCAUAUGUUAGAAUGAAUUUCUUCGGCCUGUUGCCUUUUCGCGCCCCAUAUUUGCCCUGGGUGCUCGUGGCUUUUUCUGUUUUACUGGGGAACAGUGUGUUGGUGGACAUUCUUGGAAUCGCAAUCGGUCACCUGUAUUUCUUCCUAGAAGACGUAUUUCCCAAUCAGCCAGGUGGUCGAAGACUUUUGGCCACUCCCCGCCUACUGAAACUGUUAUUCGAUACCCACAUCGAGGAUCCCCUUUACAAUCCUGCCCCUGACGAGCGUCCCGGAGGUUUCGAUUGGGGUGCAGCAGGGGCGCCUGGAGCUGCAGACGCAGCGGCAGAACAACCAAGGGAGAACGAAAAUCAGUGAAAAUAUCUUUUCAAAAAUACUAAAUGGCAAAAAAACAAACAAACAAAAACUAAAUAAAUGAAAAUUUAUUAAA
This is a messenger RNA of Daphnia carinata, 1136 nucleotides long. It is a transcript of the gene Der-2, whose product is annotated as derlin-2-like. The transcript is spliced from 6 exons. Gene Ontology annotation, cellular component: Hrd1p ubiquitin ligase ERAD-L complex; endoplasmic reticulum membrane. Gene Ontology annotation, biological process: endoplasmic reticulum unfolded protein response. NCBI's taxonomy places the organism in Eukaryota, Metazoa, Arthropoda, Branchiopoda, Diplostraca, Daphniidae. Gene Ontology annotation, molecular function: misfolded protein binding; ubiquitin-specific protease binding. Bases 302 to 1063 code for a protein of 253 amino acids. The record is from RefSeq and is a predicted model, not a curated record.